ACCACCGGCAAUCCCAGUAUGCACCGCGGACAGAGCAGCAAAAAAUAGUCCGUUAACGAAAGGCUGAGAAAAGGGAACUAGAAAAGGGUAGCUCACCAGCUAAAUCCACGAGUUAACUGUAUUUAACGUAACCAGAACCGCUAACAUGGCUGACAACGAGAAACUGGACAACCAGCGGCUGAAGAAUUUCAAGAAUAAGGGCCGUGAUUUGGAGACAAUGAGAAGACAGAGGACUGAGGUAGUGGUGGAACUCAGAAAGAGCAAAAGAGAUGAGCACCUUCUGAAGAGGAGAAAUGUACCCCAUGAAGACAUCUGCGAGGACUCUGAUGUCGACGGAGACUUCAGAUCGCAAAACACCUCUCUUGAAGCAAUAGUACAAAAUGCCACCAGUGAUAAUCAGGGCGUUCAGCUGACUGCUGUUCAGGCUGCCAGGAAGUUGUUGUCCAGUGACCGUAACCCUCCCAUAGAUGACUUGAUUAAGUCUGGGAUCCUUCCUAUACUGGUUCACUGCCUGGACAGAGAUGACAACCCAUCUCUCCAGUUUGAGGCAGCCUGGGCUCUAACCAACAUAGCGUCUGGUACCUCAGAGCAGACCCAAGCCGUGGUCCAGUCCAAUGCUGUGCCGCUGUUUCUGAGGCUCCUUCACUCUCCUCACCAGAAUGUGUGCGAACAGGCGGUCUGGGCCCUGGGCAACAUCAUAGGUGAUGGCCCUCAGUGCAGAGACUAUGUGAUCGGCCUGGGUGUGGUGAAGCCCCUGCUCUCUUUCAUCAGUCCCUCCAUCCCUAUCACCUUCCUCCGCAACGUCACCUGGGUCAUGGUCAAUCUGUGCCGCCACAAGGACCCUCCACCACCCAUGGAGACGAUCCAGGAGAUCCUGCCAGCUCUCUGCGUGCUGAUCCACCACACUGAUGUCAGUAUCUUGGUAGACACAGUGUGGGCUCUGUCUUACCUGACGGACGCUGGAAACGAGCAGAUCCAAAUGGUCAUCGACUCUGGCAUCGUCCCACAUCUGGUACCUCUGCUCAGUCACCAGGAGGUCAAAGUUCAGACUGCUGCCCUGAGAGCUGUUGGGAACAUAGUGACCGGCACAGAUGAACAGACCCAGGUGGUGCUCAACUGUGACGCUCUCAGCCACUUCCCUGCACUCCUCACACACCCGAAGGAGAAAAUCAAUAAGGAGGCAGUGUGGUUCCUGUCCAACAUCACAGCAGGCAACCAGCAGCAGGUGCAGGCUGUCAUUGACGCCAAGCUAGUUCCCAUGAUCAUUCACCUGCUCGACAAGGGUGACUUUGGCACUCAGAAGGAAGCAGCCUGGGCCAUCAGCAACCUGACAAUAAGUGGGAGAAAAGAUCAGGUGGCACACCUGAUCGAGAAGCAGGUGAUCCCUCCAUUUUGCAACCUGCUAACAGUGAAGGAUGCCCAGGUCGUGCAGGUUGUUCUCGAUGGCCUCAGCAAUAUCCUCAAGAUGGCCGAUGAUGAGGCUGAAACAAUUGCUAACCUUAUUGAGGAAUGUGGUGGUUUGGAAAAAGUGGAGCAACUGCAGAAUCACGAAAAUGAAGAUAUCUACAAAUUGGCAUAUGAAAUUAUUGAUCAGUUCUUCUCAUCUGAUGAUAUUGAUGAAGACACCAGCCUGAUUCCAGAGGCCAUCCAAGGUGGAACUUAUGGCUUUAACUCAGCCAACGUGCCAGCCGAGGGAUUCCAGUUCUAGACGGCAUCUGGGGUAUUCUGGAGUUUUGUUCACGAUGCAGCACUCUGUUCAACAUAAAAAAAUUAGGAGAGAAAGAGCGAGAGAGAGCGAGAGUGUGAGAAAUUUGAUCCAUUGUGCUUGGCUCGUGGGAUCCAUGGCUGCAUCUUAUCUGAGAGAAAAAUGUGUGGAUUUCAUUUGGCAUUCCAGGGGAACCAGCCCAAAUGAAGUUUGAGAUGGCGAGUGGGUGCGAGUGAGAAUGAGUGGCUACAUGUUGCAAAAAAAGCAAAACAUCUACAUCGAAUGCGUUGAGAGACAUGCCGACAUAACUUCUGUGUUAUUGGAGCUGUCGCCUUCGGAAAACUACUUCAAACGACAACAAAAAAACUCGAUGUCUGCCCGGGGAGAACCAAGGACAUCCAAAAAAUAUGAAAUCAAGAGAUCUUGAAAUAUUACAAUACAACAAAAUGCAGAGAUGAAUAUAACUUUAAUUAUGAACUGAGAUGAACCACGAACCAUCACAAUUCUGCGGUCCUCCGACUCGAGAGGGCGCCACCCUCAAUGUGCCCCUCCCCCAAUCGGCCACGCUAUCAGACAUGUGUGUGAAUGGACCCAUUGUGUAUGAAUGGCUGGACUCAGUGCUGAGGAGCCAGGUUCAUCUCCUCCAACGAGACGCCCCGAUAGGGCACCAUCCUCUCCCCCUGGUGGGCGGGGCCAGGAGUCCGGCUGCGCGUGUCGCAUGUGCGAGAGAAUGGACGGAUGAGUUGUUGUGUGAUUGGCUGCGUGCGUGACUGGGAGUAUGCAAGUCUGGGUGAGAACGCAUGCAGAGACGGGAAAAAAAAAAAAUACAAAUACAA
Messenger RNA from Epinephelus moara (kelp grouper), 2541 nucleotides. It is a transcript of the gene kpna4, whose product is annotated as karyopherin alpha 4 (importin alpha 3). The record is from RefSeq and is a predicted model, not a curated record. The coding region runs from base 146 to 1708 and encodes 520 amino acids. Lineage: Eukaryota; Metazoa; Chordata; Actinopteri; Perciformes; Serranidae. The transcript has 17 exons. Gene Ontology annotation, molecular function: protein binding; nuclear import signal receptor activity. Gene Ontology annotation, cellular component: nucleus; nucleoplasm; cytoplasm. Gene Ontology annotation, biological process: NLS-bearing protein import into nucleus.